UAAAUACAUAGUGGUUACACAUUAAUCUCAUAAUUAUUUCAUUAAAAUAUUUAAAAAUACUACAACUAGAUAAAAUCUUGUUAAAAAAUGUUAAAAAGUGUUCUGAAAGCACGAGCAAAGAGUUUUUUGUCAAUUUCUCUAAAAAAAAGAACAUUUCUUAGUAAUGAUUAUAAAUGUAACGAAAAUUGGAAUUCAGCAAUAUCAAGUCCCCUUCUAAACAAAAUAAAUCUUAAUGAUUUUUAUAACAAAUUGGAUCAAACUCAUAGCUCGAAAGGCAUCAUCAGUGCAAUAGACGUAGACAUAUUCGCUAACGCUGUUACAGAACCAGUCCAUUUGGAAGAACUUAAAGACCUAUUACACAAAUUAAGGCUUUCAGCAGAAACGGGCAGCAUGCUGGAGUCAACGUCACAUGCAACUGUUAGACAUAGUAUCAAAUUUGAUUAUGUUGAUGAAUUAAUACAGAUGUUAAAAGAUCCUUUAAAUUAUGGACUGUUCUUGGAUGAUUAUAGUGCAAACAUAUUACUGAAUGAAUUACUUGUUAAAAAGAAUUACACACAAGCUGCUGAUGUAGCAGCACUGAUAAUGUUACAAGAAGAAUAUAAUAAUGAUAUAUUAUGUAGCUUAUGUCAGUAUUCUUCUUACAUGUUCAUAAAAAACUAUGUUGAACCGGAGCCAGCUGUCAUGGAAGAAAACAACAAAAAAGUGGAAGAAAUCAAAAUAAGAGUAAAGUUUUUACGGAAUCCUUAUUUUGAUGAUCAUUUUGACAUAAAAGAUAGGUUAAAAUUGGCUGGGAAAACAUUAGCAUGGAUAUCUGAAAAAACAUCGAAUACUUUAAACAAUAACUUACAAUUAAUUGGUUGGUUGAUAUAUAAGAAAUAUGAUCAGUUAUUGGCAACAAGUGAAGAAUUAUGUACUAAUACUAAAUUUAGAAUUUACAAUGAAGUGAUUGAUCUUCUAAAUAAAGAGCUGCAUAAGGUAGAACCAGAGAAAAAAGAAGUAUUAGAGAAAUGUAUAUCCUUACUGGCAAAAAUAGAAAUUAUUCCUACAAAGCCUUCUUUACAAGCAUCUUUAACUGACAAUAUUGAAAAUGCUAUUAACAAAACCCAGGAAAAGGAUGUAGCAGCACAAAAAGAGUUAUUUAUUCUUUGGGAAAAAACAAGGCAGUUGAAACUUGAAGAGCAAUCACAUCGUCUUGACAGAGUAAAACGUGUACAGAUUAUUGAAGAGAAACAGAGACAACUACAAGAAGAAGAGCAAAAGCUGUGGUUCUUUGAGAAUGAGGAAAAAAUUGACCUUCAAAUUGAAGAUAAAGAAAAACUUGUAGAUAAAACGCAAACAAAGAAAAAGGUUUUAACAGCAAUAGAUGAAAACUAUAUACCACCAGAAAUCUUACCCAAACGACGAUAAUACAUUAUUAAUACAUUACAAUUCAAUAAAACUAAUAUAGAAACCUAUUUCUCUUUAUUUUGAGUCAUAACCAAAUAAUAAUAAAUAAUUGAAAAAUUU
Messenger RNA from Bombyx mandarina (wild silkworm), 1506 nucleotides. RefSeq lists its product as uncharacterized. Gene Ontology annotation, cellular component: mitochondrion. Lineage: Eukaryota; Metazoa; Arthropoda; Insecta; Lepidoptera; Bombycidae. The record is from RefSeq and is a predicted model, not a curated record.